Molecule: messenger RNA, 1736 nt
Organism: Lolium rigidum
Lineage: Eukaryota; Viridiplantae; Streptophyta; Magnoliopsida; Poales; Poaceae
Product: putative F-box/FBD/LRR-repeat protein At5g56810
Exons: 3
Coding region: 86-1543 (485 amino acids)
Molecular function (GO): protein binding
Source: RefSeq, a predicted model, not a curated record
GUCUCUCAGUCUUCCGUUCCCACGUCCUAACGGCGGCGGCCUGCUCGUAGCCGAGGUGAGAUUGAAUCUCAGAUCGAUCCUCUGAAUGGCAGACAGGGCUGAGGCAAGCGGCGACGACCGAAUCAGCGCCCUCCCUCUCGACGUCCGUCUGCGCUUGCUUUCCAUGUUGCCCGUGGAAGAUGCAGUGCGGAGCAGCGAGCUCUCCCGCGAGUGGCGCGGGCUCUGGAAGAAAAUGCCCAGCCUGCGCCUCGUCGGUUUAGAGCGGUUCGAGACCGCCGAGGGUUUCAACAAGUUCGUGAACCAUCUCAUCGUUCUCCGCGGCCACUUGCCCCUCGACAAGUUCAAGAUCGAUGUCCGGGAAUCUGAGGCAGCUGAGCGGUACCCAUACGCCAAUAUGUGGAUCCAGUACGCUCUAAUCUGCAAGGUUCGGGUGCUCAGCGUCUUCUGCGAAGCUGUUGUCGACGAUUGUAUACAACUCACCGUGCCUCUUGUCUCUGAGCGCCUGACGACCCUGAAUUUUACCGAUAUUGAUUUCGAGAAGUGCUCUGCACUUGUUGACUCGAAGCUAUCUCUGGAUUUCUCAGGCUGCCCGUUGUUAAAGAGUCUAAGCAUGGAUAAGUGCACCAUUUACGUGGACAAGAUCUCAUCCAAAUCGCUAAAGCGGCUGCUCAUCACCUUUUCUUUCUUAUCACACUCGCGCACAUGGAUUUCUGCACCAAGUCUUGUUUCAUUGGAGCUCAGUGAUUGCUGUGGCCAGGCUCCUGUCCUUGAAAGCAUGCCAUUCCUACAAAGUGCAUUCAUUAGGCUCAGUGAGAAUCAGGGCUCGUGUGAUGUUAUGUAUCCUCCGGUACAGAAAUAUGCCCAUCGAAGUUGUGAAUGUUGUUACGGUUACCAUUUUAGCGGUUACCAGAGUGUGCUUCUCAAUGGUUUGUCCAAUGCUACCCAUCUGGAGUUGAUAGCUGACCCUGAAGUGUAUAUCUACAGAAGGGAUUUGGCUUGUUGCCCUGUAUUUGGCAAUUUGAAGACUCUGUUACUCAACGAGUGGUGUGUGGAUAAUGGCUUACAUAGACUAGUUUGCAUUCUUCAACACUCGCCUAUUCUUGAGAAGCUCACACUUCUGUUUUAUAACACUAAGGGUGUCCCUAGUGCAAUGAAAGACGAUGGGAACCAUGAUCCAGUAGAACAAACAUUUGCAUGUCCGCACCUUAAGGUAGUUAACAUCAAAUGUCAAGUGAGGAAUGAGAGGGUUUCCAAAACAUUGAAGCUCUUGAGUACAUGUGGCGUACCUUGUGAGCACAUUAGGUUGAAGCUCAACCAGUUACGCUCAUAUCGUAAGUUGACUAUUUUCAUUCUCCAUGCCUUGCAAGGUUUCUGCAAUCUUCUAAACUGUUGCAAGUCUAAAAGUAAGACACGAGAUUUUAACCUUUGCACUCUAAGAUGUCUGCUUUAUUUCCUAUGCGGCACCGAAAUGGAUACAGAUGCGUCAAUUUCUAGAAAUAAGGAUACAUGGAUACAUUUGAACAAUUUUAAUAAUAAAUUAUAAUUCGCAUAUCAUGAUUUAAACAGAAAAUUAUCUUCAUAUAUAUAUCAUGUCUUUUGUUCUUCUCCUACGACAACAAGCGAAAGAGUAGGCCUAGCUCACUAGCUUAGUACACACUGCAAAGAGGGAGUGCUGCUCCUUAAGCAAAGGAGAUCGGAAAGAAAGGGGAAAUCAGCACUCAUUAGACAACAGCAAG